Messenger RNA from Punctularia strigosozonata HHB-11173 SS5, 2066 nucleotides. RefSeq lists its product as uncharacterized. The transcript has 3 exons. NCBI's taxonomy places the organism in Eukaryota, Fungi, Basidiomycota, Agaricomycetes, Corticiales, Punctulariaceae. The record is from RefSeq and is a predicted model, not a curated record. Bases 167 to 1819 code for a protein of 550 amino acids.
CGCUGUCAUAGUAGGUACUGCACCCGGAGUGUAUAGCAGAUGGACCGAUGUCAGCCCUCUGGUUACGAAUGUCCCUGGUCAACUUCAGCAGGCCUUCUCCACUGAGCGGGAGGCGCGCCGGGCCUUCGAAGAUGCUCGAAGAAACGGGAAUGUCCGCAGGGUUAGGAUGAGAGCUGCUGGUUCAGAUAGUGACGAUGACGACGACGACGACGCACAUUACGCGCUCCUGGCAAGUACAAGCUCUGCCAGACAGUCGGACGUGCGCUCGUUGCAAAGGGGCCAAGGAUCUCGGGCCGCGGCGAGCGUACAAGGCAAUGGCGGCUCCUCCGGAGCGCACAGCGCGAGGACCUCUGGAUCUUCUUCGCCCAGAACCGGCGUCACCUUCGACGUGCCCGACCCGUCACAAGUGGGAGACGCGCCGCGUGUCCCUGCGAUGACCGCCCCAGGCACGCGUGGUACCGUUUCGAACAGAGCACCCCGGGGACCGUCGUCUAUGGGUAGCAGAUCUCUAUCAUCUCCUGCAACUGGAGUGUCGUACGAGAUCACUGAGUCGUUGCGCGCCGUCCAGAUUUCCACUGCACACACGCGUAUCAGUGAAAGUACAAGCCGUCCUCCAAGCGCAGAGCCUCCUCGCAUGGCCAGGGCCGAAUCUGCGCCCGCGGCUUAUCCCGACGACGUUCAAGGCCCGAUAGAUGUUACCGCCCCUCGUCCCCUUCGCCCGACGGACUGGUCUUCUGUUACGGGGGAGGCGGCGAGGGUUCUUUGGAGUCGAGGCUUCGGAAACAGACCUCAGCUGCCCGUCGUCCCUGAAGCGAGCCAUUCGUCGGGAGGCUCAGUUCCAAUGUCUUCCUCGUCACCUCCCACGGAAGUCACUCAACGAGGGCCAGCGCAGUUCGCCUCCAGCUCUGGAUCGCUGCAGCCUCGAGCCUUAGAAGCGUUUUCGACUUAUUCAGACAUAUCGUUAGCGGCUCCUCCCCCAACGCCGUCUCGCGUUCCUCGGAACACCGGGAGGAUGCAGGAUACUGAUGAGCGGGGUUUUGACGAACCUCCGUCGUUACACGCCGUGGAGGACUCUCCUAGGGAUGAGCGCGCGUGCCCGAUCUCUCGGCAGACGCGAAACAUCGCUAUCCAGGCGGAGCGACUCUCGUCCAGCAGCAGGUCGUCGAGCCCAUACGAUCCCGAGAGGCGUCAAACUAUACGCGAGGGGAAGCGAAGGGCUAGGGACUUACCGUCUCCCUCCUCGGCCUUGAGGGAGAAUAUGGCGACGGUUCCCAACUCGCCGGCUGUUAGCCUUCGUAGAGAGUACGCGGGCAAUCGCAACACCGCGAGCGUCCCGGUCUCGUUCCCGAGACCAGAGGACCAGCGCAUCAAAGUACCUCUCUCUGUCUACUGCAUCUGCCAUCCGCGCCCCGAGUAUGCCCCCAGCGACGAGCCCAUCAUGGAGUUGAAGAUCAACCAGUUUUGCAAAUGUCGUUGCGCGGCAGGAUGCGGGCACCUCAUCCCCCCUUGGGAGAUCCACGAGUGUCUUGAGAGGGAAGAUAGCAGGCAGGCGCCUCGCAACACCCUUGGUCUGGAUAUCAACCGUUUCCCGCGGGAUCCGGGUUCGAUCAGCUCCGGCCCAGGUCGGUAUGGCUUUCAGCAGUCAUCCUCAUCCUUCGUAGUGUACCCAAGUCGGGCCGAUCCUCGGUCGCCCGCACGCACUAGCCAGAUCAUUCCAAUGUCCAUGGAGGCUGCUUUCCCUCGUCCUUCGCCGCCCCCUUCCUUGCUGUCCCUUCCGGCUCUUGAUGCCGGCUCCAGAGCGAGCAUGGCGAUGCACUAAUGUGAAUCAAUAUUUCAGUCUAUAUGUACCAUUUCCAGAGACCUGGGUCGAUGUGCGAUCUUGCUUCUUCACCCCUUGCGAUACCUAUGCGAUACCUCCCGUUACGAUGCUCCGCUGUCAUGCUUACUAUGGAAAUGAAUGUUCUUGAUAUUUCUCCGGAAAUCGGUCGUGGGCCUGAACUGCAUGACCAUCAUGGUCGACGGUGGAUACAAGAUGCGAUUACGAGAGACUGAACGGACGCAGAAGC